GCAUCAUGUGACCCCUUUAAGUGCACACUCAUACUUAGAUCAGUUCUGUGAUCCGGGCUGUUUCCCGGCAAGAUGUGUUUAUCUGCUUAUCUAGUCAUUGCCAGGCAUGUAAGGUGAUGUUACACACUGUCCCUUAUACAUGAAAUCAAAGGCUCAGGCGGCUGGAAUGAAAAAGGCGUUGUAAACUGUAAUGCUAUAGUAACUGCUUCAUUGUAAUAUUACUGUGGAUGUUCUGACAAAAUGUUUCUCUGUCCUCAGCAUUUUCAGGCACGGAUACGCUUCCCGAUCUAGUUUCCUCCACCCUUUGUCCCGAGACAUCUGUCAGAGCCAGCUGAAUAUCCCGCAGUCAUGUCGUACGGAAGGACAGAGCAGCGCGCCCCGCCAAAGGACUUCAGCAGCCUGAUCCAGACAUGCAGCUCCAACAUCCAAAAGAUCACACAGAACACGGCACAAAUUAAGAGCAUGGUAAACCAACUGGGAACAAAACAAGACAGCAGUGACCUGCGGGAGAGACUUCAGCAGGUGCAGCACUACACAAACCAGCUGGCCAAGGAGACCAACAAACACCUGAAAGACCUCGGCUCACUCUCUCUACCCGCCUCCCUGUCCGAACAGAGACAGCAGAAAAUCCAGAAGGACAGGCUGAUGAAUGAUUUCUCCGCAGCUCUCAACAACUUCCAGGCAGUGCAGCGGCGAGCCGCAGAGAAGGAGAAGGAGUCAGUGGCCAGAGCCCGAGCAGGGUCUCGACUCUCGGUAAGAUACACUCGUAAUGUUUUCCACACAUUUGCUCUGAUCCAGAACUUGGUGAACUGUCUACUCAGGCAGCAUCCUUAAAAGUGACAGUGAUAA
This is a messenger RNA of Sinocyclocheilus grahami, 849 nucleotides long. Its product is annotated as syntaxin-12-like. Gene Ontology annotation, biological process: intracellular protein transport; vesicle fusion; vesicle-mediated transport. The record is from RefSeq and is a predicted model, not a curated record. Gene Ontology annotation, molecular function: SNARE binding; SNAP receptor activity. The transcript is spliced from 4 exons. Lineage: Eukaryota; Metazoa; Chordata; Actinopteri; Cypriniformes; Cyprinidae. Bases 349 to 834 code for a protein of 161 amino acids. Gene Ontology annotation, cellular component: synaptic vesicle membrane; synaptic vesicle; SNARE complex.